This is a messenger RNA of Dreissena polymorpha, 927 nucleotides long. RefSeq lists its product as uncharacterized. NCBI's taxonomy places the organism in Eukaryota, Metazoa, Mollusca, Bivalvia, Myida, Dreissenidae. The record is from RefSeq and is a predicted model, not a curated record. Gene Ontology annotation, molecular function: protein binding. The transcript has 5 exons. Bases 136 to 927 code for a protein of 263 amino acids.
ACAAUUUACAUCCGCAUCCUGUUCGACAAUCCUGUUGCGACGUCAACUUGCAAAAAAGUUCGGGCGUUACACACGCUCUGUGCAGCUUUGUGCGAAAUAAAACCCAAGAGGAGCAUAUUGAUAGAAACGUUAAAAAUGGAAUUCAUAUUUGGUCUCCUGCUUUUAUUUGGAGGAGUUUUCAGCAAAACGCUUGUCGCCGAGAACGGGACCGUUGAAUUUCAAUCGGAUGACUUCGCUCCUUUCAACUGGUCAAGGUCGACGAUUGAGAUGCCGGACGCUGACCCCGCUAACCCAACUGACCUAUAUGACGUCACGGAUGACAUCACGUCGUUUAAGCCACAGUCAAAUUACAUGGCAGAGCUGUGUGGAUUGAAGCGAAUCCUUCACGACCGAAAUGCUAUCCUGAUGUCCCUGUCUCGCAAUGGCCUCGCCCCUCGCGAAACCACAUGUGUGUCGGGAGUGGAGUCCGCUGCAUACUCGAACUACAUGCUGGUGAUAACCUUCAACGCGGUCUCGAUGACCUUGCCGACUUCCGGUGUCUGCAACCACGCCAGGCUGGACCUGUUCACUGGAAAGGCUUUAACACCAGCAAAUCGCUUAAACGGAGAGGGAGGUUUAUGUGGCAGCCGAAUCACGGGCUACUUCGUGACGUCAUCCAACUUCCUGACGCUUGAAUUCAAGCAGAUACUCAUGGCGCCUUCAUCGCGCCAAAGUUUUACGGCAAUCAUUACCCCGUUCAUCGUGAAUAACAUGCUCUGCGACGGCUACAACAACUGCGGUGAUAACAGCGAUGAGAAAUCAUGUGCGAAAUUAGCCCUGUCCAUCGCCGCCAUUAUCGGCAUCGCCGUCGGGGGCGUUGUAUUGGUUGCGCUGAUUAUCACGUGCAUCUGCUGCAGAUGCUGCUGCUCCCUAUACGAGAGGCUAUAA